This is a messenger RNA of Adineta steineri, 1374 nucleotides long. The record is from the annotation of a GenBank genome assembly. NCBI's taxonomy places the organism in Eukaryota, Metazoa, Rotifera, Eurotatoria, Adinetida, Adinetidae.
AUGACUUCAAAUGUAAUCUUUCAACAUCGACAACGUUUUCAAAGAGUUUUUGUUCGAUCAUUUUUUGGUUUAUUUACAGAAUAUGAAACACCAAAAUUAGUUGUAAUACAUAGUUUAUCACUUACUAUUUUACUUCGUCUUAUGCAAGCUAUUCUUCUAAUCUAUUCCAUAUUAUAUUUACUUUUAUAUGAAAAAGGUUAUCAAAAACAGGAUACAUCAAUUGUAUCAUCCGUUACACUUAAAGUUAAAGGAAUUGGUUAUAUACAUACAGCACAAAAUGGAACACUUAUUAUUGAUGUAGCAGAUUAUAUUAUUCCACCAUCGGAAAAUAAUGCUAUAUUUAUAAUGUCAAGUUAUGGUCAAACUGAUCAAAUACGAUCUAAAUGUUCAGAAAGUUCACUUUUAAAAGAAGCAGAAUGUGACAAUGAUAAUGAAUGUCAAAAUAAACCAUUUUCACCAAGAGCAAAUGGACGUUGGACAGGUCGAUGUAUAUUACCAUCCGACGGACAAAUUUCUAAUGAUACAUUGAGUAAAACAAAAUCAUCGAAAGGUUUAUGUGAAUAUGCAGGUUGGUGUCCACCUGAAAAUGAUGAAGCAUCACCAGCGCUUAUUAAUGAAGUUUUGAAUUUUACAAUAUUUAUAAAAAAUUUUAUUGAAUUUCCAGUAUUUGCUGUUAAACAUAAAAAUAUGGUUGAUGAUUUAAAACCAUGUGUUUUCCAUGCGAAUCUGUCGAAAGAUUGUCCAAUAUUUACUCUUGAUUAUAUAGUAAAUCAAGCUGAAAAAGAUGCGGAAGAACGUGAUCUAAUGUUACGUCUUGGUGGUGUUAUAAGUGUUAAACUUGAUUGGGAUUGUGAUUUAGAUCGAGGUAUAAAAUUAUGUAAACCAGAAUAUACAUUUGCUCGUCUUGAUGUUCCAUUUCGUGAAAAACCAUUUUCACGUGGGUUUAAUUUUCGUUAUGCAUUUCAUUGGAAAUCGACGUAUGAAAAUCAUCGUACAUUAACUAAAGCUUAUGGUCUUCGUUUAAUAAUUGCUGUUAGUGGUAAAGCUGGAAAAUUUGAUUCAAUUACAUUAAGUUUAAAUACAGGUUCAUUAGUUGGAAUAUUUGGUUUAGCAACAUUUUUUUUGCGAUAUUAUUUUACUUCAUUUAUCAAAAAAAUCACAACACGUUUAAAUAGUGUAUUUCAACGUCCACCAGAUCUUACUCAAAUUGAUAUUAAGGAAAAAUCUACAAUUUUAGAAACAACUACUAGUCGAACUGAUUUAGUAAAUGCAAUGUAUGAAAAUAAUACAAAAUCUCUUAGAAAAACAAGUUCUACACGUCCAUUGACACUGACUAAUUCAGAGAAAAUGAAGGUACAUCCGGAAGAGGAAUGA